AAAAGAGGUGGGUCUAAAUUAAUGAUUCAGUACUAACUUUCCCUAGCCUCGGCGCAGCUAUAAAUUGCGCUCUCUGAGACUCAAGAAAGACCCCGGUCGAAAACUUUCAUCUUCAGUUUUCUAGCCGCGGCCGUCGCGAUGAAGUCACGCGCCGGCACGCCGCCCGUCCUGUACUCGUACGCGUCGAUGCAGCAGCGGAGCGGCGGCGGCAUGAGGUGGCGCGAGUGCGUUGCCGUGCUGGGCGCCGCGGCCAUGGUGGUGUUCGUCGUCGCCCACUCGCUCCUCCCAGGGGCCAGGGUGGGGGAUCUGGGCGACGUGGUUAGCCCGGUGCUCCGUCUCCGGAGAGCCAGGCGGGAGGAGGCGGCCAUGCCGUCGUCGGAGAAGACGGUGGGGGAAAUCGGCGAUGAGGCCGAUGGCUUCCCGUGGAGCAACGCCAUGCUGCAGUGGCAGCGCACCGGUUACCAUUUCCAGCCGGACAAGAACUACAUGAACGCUGCCUUUUUUGCUGUCUUUUUGUUUGUUUGCUUGGCGGAGAAAGAAACUGACCACCUUUUGCUUACGUGCUCCGGCGACAUGCAUGCAUGUAUGCAUGCAGAUCCAAACGCUCCAAUGUACUACCGUGGAUGGUACCACUUCUUUUACCAGUACAACCCGGAGGGUGUCACGUGGGGAAACAUCUCGUGGGGCCACGCCGUGUCGCGAGACAUGGUUCACUGGCACCACCUACCCCUCGCCAUGGUGCCUGACCGAUGGUACGACAUUAACGGCGUUUUGACGGGCUCCGCCACCAUACUUCCCGAUGGCAACGUCGUCUUGCUCUACACAGGGAACACCGACACGCUCGCCCAGGUACAGUGUGUUGCCGAACCUGCAGACCCUCAUGACCCUCUCCUCCGCACCUGGAUCAAGCACCCCGCCAACCCGGUCCUCUUCCCGCCCCCCGGGACAUACAAAAAGGACUUCCGUGACCCCAUGACCGCAUGGUUUGACAAGUCCGACAACACAUGGCGCACCAUGAUCGGGUCCAAGGACAAUAACGGGCAUGCUGGUAUCGCCCUCAUGUACAAGACAAAAGACUUCGUCAAGUUCGAGCUCAUCCCGCGUCCGGUCCACCGCGUCGAGGGCACCGGCAUGUGGGAGUGCGUCGACUUCUACCCUGUUAGGGGCAAUAGCAACUCAUCACAGGAAGAGUUGUACGUCCUGAAGGCGAGCAUGGACGAUGAACGACAUGACUACUACGCAUUGGGAAAGUAUGACGCAGUGACCAACACAUGGACACCGCUGGACCCAGAAGCAGAUGUGGGAAUCGGACUGAGGUACAAUUGGGGAAAGUUAUUUGCGUCCACGACAUUCUAUGAUCCGGCAAAGCGGCGACGUGUGAUGUGGGCGUAUGUUGGUGAGACAGAUUCCAACCGGACCGACCUCGCCAAGGGAUGGGCAAACCUCCAGGCGAUUCCGAGGACGGUGGCGCUGGACGAGAAGACCCGGACGAACCUCCUCCAAUGGCCGGUGGAGGAGAUUGAGACCCUCCGUCAUAAUGCAACUGACCUCAGUGGCAUCACCAUCAGCACUGGCUCCGUCUUCCCCCUGCAUCUCCGGCAAGCCGCUCAGCUCGACAUAGAGGCCUCCUUCCGCCUCAACACUUCUGACAUCGCAGCCCACAACGAGGCCGACAUCGGCUACAACUGCAGCACUAGCGGUGGUGCCACCAACCGGGGUGCGCUCGGCCCCUUCGGCCUCCUCCUCACCAACGGUCACAGUGAACAAAUGGCAAUGUACUUCUACAUGUCUAGGAGCCUUGACGGGGACCUCCGGACCCACUUCUGCCAUGACGAGUCGCAGUCAUCGCUGGCCAGGAAUGUUGUGAAGCGUGUGGUGGGCAGCACUGUUCCGGUGCUCAACGGAGAGGCCUUAUCUGCUAGGAUUCUUGUGGAUCAUUCCAUUGUGGAGAGCUUCGUUAUGGGCGGGAGAUUGACGGCGACGUCCCGAGUGUACCCGACUGAGGCCAUCUAUGAGGCGGCUGGGCUGUACGUUUUCAACAAUGCUACCGGCUCCACUCUCAUCGUCGAUAAGCUCGUGGUGCAUGAGAUGCAUUCAACACCGAUGCAACUAGAUCUUUUUGCACGAGAUUAACUUCCAACCGGUUUCUCUUUACUAAGUUUGUUUUCUGAUUAUUUUUUUCUAGUUCUGUCAGACGGAUCAUACAUUGUUACUGUCUGCUCGUUUAUGCAGCAGAUCAUAAUAUUUUGCAUUGUCCAGUGGGUAGCAAGCUGGACAGUA
This is a messenger RNA of Aegilops tauschii subsp. strangulata, 2280 nucleotides long. RefSeq names its product sucrose:sucrose 1-fructosyltransferase-like. Gene Ontology annotation, biological process: carbohydrate metabolic process. Gene Ontology annotation, molecular function: hydrolase activity, hydrolyzing O-glycosyl compounds. The record is from RefSeq and is a predicted model, not a curated record. NCBI's taxonomy places the organism in Eukaryota, Viridiplantae, Streptophyta, Magnoliopsida, Poales, Poaceae.